Molecule: messenger RNA, 1089 nt
Organism: Chelonus insularis
Lineage: Eukaryota; Metazoa; Arthropoda; Insecta; Hymenoptera; Braconidae
Product: pollen-specific leucine-rich repeat extensin-like protein 4
Exons: 4
Coding region: 25-1026 (333 amino acids)
Source: RefSeq, a predicted model, not a curated record
CUCAUGUUCUGACAGAUUAGAAAGAUGAUUAAGAUCUUGGUUUUUUUGGGCUGCUGUAUUAUUGUUUCUGGAACGUCAUCCAAUCAAGUAAAACAAAAACGGAGUUUGUUUGGUGAUAUUAGAAUAUCAAGCUCUUUACCUACAUCUAGCUAUGGAUACGGUCAUCCAUGGUCUCGAAGCAGAAAUCCUUGGAAAAGUCUUAAAAUAACAUCCGAUUUGUAUGACUCGAGUCCUGGUUUAAUAUAUGGAAGUGCACGACCAUCUCCACCGAUAUCAAGUCCCUCAGUUGUAUUAACAAAACAUGUGAUUGUUGAAAAACCAGUGCCUGUACCUGGACAACCUGUUGUACUUGAAAAGCAAGUGCACGUACCUGUUCCUGUUGAAAAAAUUGUUCCUGUAACAGUAGAAAAAUCUGUACCCGUUGCAGUACCACAGAUCAUCCCAUAUCCAGUUGAACGACCAUCACCAAUUCGUCAAAUCGGAAUUCCGGUACCUAUCUUCAUUGCUCCUCAAGGACUUUUGUUUGGAUCUGGAUCAGCACCAACGAAUGGACCACCAGCUCCCAGUCCUACAGUACCACCGCCACCACCACCAUCUCCGGCUCCUGCUCCAGUUCCUAUACAUCAUUUACCACGUCCAGAUCUGGUUCAACAACCCGUUCAAAGUCAACAACAAGCUUCAUCUGUACAACCGAUUAGUCUUUCUGUGAGUGCCGGAUUAUCAGGAAUUCCAUUCCAAAUACCUGUGCAAAUGUUAUCAAACAAUCAAGUACCCGUACAGAUAAUGUCAAAUAACCAAGUGCCACUCCAAAUGAUACCGAGUCAUUCAGUUCCUAUUCAAGUGAUACCAAGUUCUUCAAUACCUGUUCAAGUGCUAGCAAGUAAGCCUAUUAGUCGUGGAAUUGUUCAUGGUUUAGAUUCUAGCUAUAUUCAGCUACCGACACUUGACACUGCUCCUGAAAGUGUUCAAAGUAACAGUCUUUCAGGUGUUGAAACUUUUUUACCAGAUGACUGGAAAUAUGAUUAAAAAAUUUGUGAUUAAAUAUGAAUAAAACUCAUAAUAAUUAUACUUAUAUAAACUACUUAUAGA